AUGCGUCAGGAAUAUGAAGCGACGCCACCACGACGCCAGGAAGAGGAGACAACGCCACCACGACGCCAGGAAGAGGAGACAACACCACCACGACGCCAGGAAGAGGAGACAACACCACCACGACGCCAGGAAGAGACGCCAACACCACCACGACGCCAGGAAGAGGCGCCAACACCACCACGACGCCAGGAAGAGACGCCAACACCACCACGACGCCAGGAAGAGGCGCCAACACCACCACGACGCCAGGAAGAGGAGACAACGCCACCACGACGCCAGGAAGAGGAGACAACGCCACCACGACGCCAGGAAGAGGAGACAACGCCACCACGACGCCAGGAAGAGGAGACAACGCCACCACGACGCCAGGAAGAGGAGACAACGCCACCACGACGCCAGGAAGAGGAGACAACGCCACCACGACGCCAGGAAGAGGAGACAACGCCACCACGACGCCAGGAAGAGGAGACAACGCCACCACGACGCCAGGAAGAGGAGACAACGCCACCACGACGCCAGGAAGAGGAGACAACACCACCACGACGCCAGGAAGAGGAGACAACGCCACCACGACGCCAGGAAGAGGAGACAACGCCACCACGACGCCAGGAAGAGGAGACAACGCCACCACGACGCCAGGAAGAGGCGCCAACGCCACCACGACGCCAGGAAGAGGCGCCAACCCCACCACGACGCCAGGAAGAGGCGCCAACACCACCACGACGCCAGGAAGAGACGCCAACACCACCACGACGCCAGGAAGAGACGCCAACACCACCACGACUUCAGGAAGUUGAAGCAACACAAACAUUCUACUUGACGUCUAACGUGUUGUCACCACCAAGACCGUAA
Procambarus clarkii (red swamp crayfish) is the source of this 852-nucleotide messenger RNA. NCBI's taxonomy places the organism in Eukaryota, Metazoa, Arthropoda, Malacostraca, Decapoda, Cambaridae. The record is from RefSeq and is a predicted model, not a curated record.